AUGGAUGACGACCCAGAUCCGGAGAUGCAGACCAGAACACCGGGCCACCCAAUCAGCAUAUCAAGGGGAUCCCCAUUUCAGGGAUCACCGUACCAUGGGCCCGAUUCAUUUCAGGAGAAGAUGGCCACCUAUGAUUGGUACUUUACUCCUUCGUACCAUAGCUCUCUAGCUCAACCUCCCUUGGAUGAGCCCCAGCUUCAGGCAGUUUCAUCCCCACCACUUCCUGUUGAGGAGCCACCUCAACCACCUCCCGAGCCUUCGAGGCAACGGAGGAAUGCACGCAUGUUAGUGCGAGGAGGACCUCAUUUUAGUUCUCCUCGGGGUUCAAGUUCUUACCCUCGUAUUCCAGAGGACCCCCAAAUGGUUGGGCCCUCGAAUGCGGCACCGGAGAUUGAUCCUCCGCCAGCUUCUUAUGCACCACCUCAGCCUCCUAUGGGUUUCGACAACCCUAUCCCGACUUACCCAGGUUCUUCUGGGUAUAAUUCUUUUGAAAACACAUCGGGAUAUCCAUCAGACUAUGGAAACCAGGAUCCCUACCUUACCGCUGCUCAAUACCAUCAUCUUUACCCUUCUUCUUACCCUCCAGUUUAUCCAACUGGAUACCCGGUACAGGAUUAUCAAUAA
This is a messenger RNA of Helianthus annuus (common sunflower), 624 nucleotides long. RefSeq names its product vegetative cell wall protein gp1-like. The coding region runs from base 1 to 624 and encodes 207 amino acids. NCBI's taxonomy places the organism in Eukaryota, Viridiplantae, Streptophyta, Magnoliopsida, Asterales, Asteraceae. The record is from RefSeq and is a predicted model, not a curated record. The transcript has a single exon.